AGUUUGCCUUGAAUUAGCUAGCUUAAAAUGGCGAUAUCUGGUGUUUUGAAUGUACGUGGACAAAUUAAAACUCUUAACCAUAGUUUUUAGGAAUUAGAGAAUAAGGGUGUAAGGUUCAUAAUUCAGGCUAGCAUAUCCUAAAUGUUGAUCUAUUCAUGCUCUAAUUUAUCCACAUCUCUGUCAUUACUGUCUGAUUUAAUCCCCUUGCUGACAAAGUUGAGGUUUUCUUCACUGUAUAUGUACCCCAAAUCUAAAGUGAGACGAUGAUAGCAGCUUCUGUGUACAAGUUGACGAAGAGCGACCGUGAUAGUGUACAACCAGGAAACUCAUCGUCUACAUGCAUAACAUACAGACAGGUAGCGGAAUUUAUAUCUCUUUGUCAGGAAAGGUGGUUCUGCUGUGCAAUCUUUGCUUAUAAUGGAUGUUCAGGUUGCAGACCAGCGGUAUUACCACUAGAUCAAGCACAUGUUCACGAUCAAGGUUAAAUGUUAUAUGAUCUUAAGCGCACGCCCUCCUGUGUUUGAUAUGAAACCAGCUUGGUGGUCUCUUAAUUGCUUUUUAUGCUGUGUGCUAACAGGGGGCUCAUUCCUGAAGGGAAGCUGGACGCUUCCAACACGCCGUAUUAUGAGCCGUUCACUGAAGACGUGAGAGCUGAGAUCGAGAGAGAAGGCUCGUUUGCUGUGGAUCGACUGGAGAUCAUCGUGAUCCCAUGGGAUGGGUGUAAUGGAGAAGGAACGCAGCAUGACAGGGCAACCACGGCGAGGAACAUGGGGAAGGCGAUCAGAGCGGUGGACGAGGCGAUGAUUCAGAGCCAUUUCGGUGGAGGAGAUGCGGAGUUUAUGGACCGUUUGUUUCAGAAGUUUAGUCCCAAAAACAGACAGUAAGGAGCACAACCAGACAUUUCUCAGAUACAAGAUAUGUACAAGGAGCCAAACGUGACCUUUGCUUCAACCAUGUUCUUCUGUGCUUUCUUUUGCAGAAUCUAACAUAUUGAUGAAGAGGAGAGCCCUCCCAUUAUUGGCAGAGUGUCCAAGAACACAUUUUGCAGCAACAAGUUUUACUGUCUGUAAGGCGUAAGCUACCAACCUGAAUAACGACGUUUAAUGAGGUUUGGUGUUCGAAACCGGUAAUAUACCCGAAAAUGUUUUUCAGGACAUCUUCUUUUGUCUAUUUUUUUUAACGAUUUUCCAAACCCUAUAAUUUAUUACCAACACUUCCAUUUCGCGUCGUCUUCUCGGUGCCUGCAGCUUAGUCUCGUUGCCGCCGGUGCCGUCCUUCUUCUGCUCGCCCUACCUCCGCCAUCAUCACUUCCUUGAGAGCUGCUGCAGCUUCAGGAGCCGCCAGAAUAAGAUACGAAACCCAGCAACUUCACACAAAAAUAGCAAUCUUCCAUUCUUCAAGUAAUUUCCACUUGAAGAAUGGAAAUUAUGUGUGUGUGCACAAUGCACGAUUUGAUGCAUGACCUAGCUUGUUGGAUAGCUGGAGAAAAGAUCAUGCCAACUUCAAGUUUAACGAUUCUAAAAAAUAUUCCUUCAAAGACCCGCCACUUGUUCGCAACGGUUGGUGAUGAUGAUGAUAAGAGAGAAGAAGAUCAUGGUGGUGAUGGUAUGGGAAAUGCAAGCAAGGUGCGAACUCUUGCAUACUGGGGUUAUCUUACAAGCAAAGAAGUUCAACAAGUCAUUAACAACUUCAUACGGUUGCGCACACUAGUAAUUUAUUGCAAAGAUCAAGAGUCAAACGAUGAGGACAGUUGCGAGGGAAGGAAAGAACUUCCAAACUCAAUUAGCAAAUUGGUUAAUUUGCAAGUACUGGGACUCUUUGACAUCGAGUCACUAAAAGAACUACCAAAGGGUAUUGAGAAGCUUGUUAAUUUGAAGCAUUUGGAGCUCAAAGCAUACGAAGCAGGACAUAUAACCCAUAUGCCAAAAGGGAUUGGGAAGUUGAAGUUUCUCCAAACGCUACCAAUUUUUGUAGUCAGCAAGAAGAACGGUUGUAUUAGUAAUGACAAUACAGUUGGGGCUGAGUUGGAUGAGCUGAAAGGGUUAAAUGCAUUGUGUGGAGAAUUAGCAAUUAAAGGCCUAGGAAAUGCUGAAUCUCCAAGAACAGAUGUUUAUGUCUUGAAUGAAAAGCUACAUCUCCAGUCACUUGUUUUAGAUUGGAGCAGAGAUGAUGACAUUGGCGACGAUGUUCAUGAUGUUACUUCCUUGUCUAUUCUUGAUGAAGGGAUAUUGGAAAUGCUGAAGCCACACUUUAAUCUGAAGAAGUUGGCGAUACAAAGAUGUUAUGGAGGGGUGAAGAUUCCUAACUGGUUGUCUGGCCUGACCAAUUUGGUUGAGUUCUCAUUACAUGAUUGCAAGCAAUGUGAGUACCUCCCCCCGCAAAUUCAUCAAAUGCCGAGUUUGAAGAGGCUUACGAUUAGAAAUUGCCCGCUGUUGAAGGGCAUUGAUGAUGUUGACCAUCAUCGUGAUUCUUCACCGAUAGAGGAAGAGGAUUGCGAGUGGCCUCGAUUUUGUUGUCUUGCUAACUUGCGCAUUGAGGGUUGCCCAAGGCUAUCUCGGUUGCCCACUUUCCCUACCGUUGAAGGCGAGUUGGAGUUGGUUGCGGUGAGCUUAGCACCAUUAGCUAGGACUAUGAAGAUGAAGAUGAGGGGAGGAAGAGGUGUUGGUUAUACGGAUGAAUUCGAUACAAAUAUCCAUUCUCUUCGUACGUCUUCUUUUUCGGCAUUGGUCCACUCACUCUCCAAGCUUACCAAGUUGAGCUUAAAGAGAAUCGAUGACGAUUUCGAAUCCCUAUCAUAUCAUGAUUCGAGCAGUUGUCUCGUAUCUCUUCAGGAGUUGAGAAUUGUGGACUGUCGUGGAGGGGUAAAGCUUCCUAGUUCGUUGUGUUCCAGUGCGAGCUUGACGUUGAUUCACUUAAAAAAAUGUGAGAUGGUAGAGUUCCUGCCACCCAUACAUGGACUUCCAUCCUUGAAAGAGCUAAUUAUUUGGUACUGUCCGAAUCUGAAGGGAUGUUGGUGGAAGAAAAGGAAGGGGAAUAAUGAUAAUUACGGCAAUGGUGGUGAUGAUGAUUAUUACAACUUUGAUCCUUCAAUGGAAGAGGAAAGGGAAGAUGAGGAGUGGCCCCGUUUCCCUUGUCUUUUGGCAUUGCAUAUUGUACAUUGUCCAAACCUGACUCGGAUCCCUCUGUUUCCAACGGUUGAAGGGUUGAGGCUAAUGAGAACCAGCUCAGAGGCGCUAGUGCGGACAAUGAAGAUGCAAGUGGCGGGAGCAGUUCAUCAUGAUUCUCAGCAACAUUCCACUACAACAGCAACUACCUCUCCUUCUUCCCAGAGGACUGCGCUGGAUAGACCGCUAUCUAACUUGGAAGAGUUGGGUCUUUGGGAAAUUGACGAACUGGAAUUUCUACCAGAAGAAGGCCUCUGCAACCUCACUUCUCUCCGUGAAUUGAAGAUUUCCUCAUGUCCAAGAUUAGCAAAUCUGCUUCCAGCAAUACAACACUUCACCUCUUUACACAGAUUGGAAAUUGGGGGGUGUCCUGAGUUGACAAUAAGAUGCGGAAAGGGUGAAGGCGAAGACUGGCCCAACAUUUCCCACAUCCCCAAUAUAAAACUGGACGACAAUAUGCUCCAAGGGACUUAUUUCUGAAGGGAAGCUGGACGCUUCCAACACGCCGUAUUAUGAGCCGUUCACUGAAGACGUGAUCACAUGAGAUGAGAGCCGAGAUCGAGAGAGAAGGCUCGUUUGCUGUGGAUCGCCUGGAGAUCAUCGUGAUCCCAUGGGAUGGGUGUGUAAUGGAGGAGGAACGCAGUGCGACCAGGCGACCAUGGCGAGGAACACGGGGAAAGCGAUUAGCGUGGUGAAUGAGGCGAAGAUUCGGAGCCAUUUCGGUGGAGGAGAUGUGGAGUUUGUGGAUCGAUUGUUUCAGAAGUUUGGCAGGAUCAUGGUGGAUGACUCUGAAGGAAGUUGAGCAUGUCAGUAUUGUUGUCUCUGUUGUCAAGAAGCAAUCAACCGUUUGAGUAUGUUAGUACUGUCAAUGCCUCUGUGUGAUCUACUUAGUUAGUUAGUUAUAUCAUUUGCACUCGUAUUUCGGUUUCAAGUGUAUUAUUAUUGAGACUAUCUUCGCUGAAUUUUUUGAUUGAAAUUUGAAUCUGAGUAUCUUUUAGAUUGACUGUUGGCCUCGAUGUUUAAAGUGUAGUCAAACGUUGUUGAUUUUUGUGGUAUGUUUGGAGGGGUAGCGAUGACAAAGAAUGAUUGAAUAUAGGAGUUUAGUGAUGACAAAUUUUUACAUGAUUCGCACAAUCCGUCAUGUUCCUACUUGUUUGGGAAACGUAUUAUUCGAUUUAUAGUAGUGUGUGAAAUGGGUAUGAGUAUUGCUUUCGAUCAGUUCUGUCUCGUUAUCGACUCGUUAUUUCAUGAUUUGUAUUAAUAUCUACAUGCAUUUAUUCUUUUCAUAACAUUUUCUUAGAUCAUAUUUUCAUCUAAAAGAAAUUUUAAAAUUCAUCUUUCAACUAUUUAGACUCAAUUAUGUAUUCUCAUCUAUUUCUGAUUCAUUUGUGAAGUGUAUACUCUAUCUGUUUUUGUAAAAUAGUUAAAUAUCGAUGUUAUUUUUUCAAAUAAGAAAAAUGGGUUUACAUGGCCAAUCCACCAUUCACCCGAACAUUACUUGAUUUGAUACGCAUUUAGUAUUGGGUCGGGUAUGAGUAUUGUAGUUGUCGCUCCCGCUUCCCCUCGCCCAGUUGCCAUCACUAAAAGAUUGCAAUUCUAAUUUGUGGUGACGGUCCUUAAGUUUCGAUUACUAAUGAACCGAGAUUGUCAUGGUUGCGUGUCGGUGGCAUGUCGUUUGAUUGUACUGGGUUCAACCGGCGUCGGUCACAAAACUGGCUACAAUGCUCCCUCAUAUGACCGGCAUGAUCGAUUUUUUACCUCUAAACAAAACUACGCCGUUUUUGAGAAUUUAGUUAACAAAAAAAUUAUUUGUUUAUUUAAUUUGGAAAUUAAAUGUUGAUGUUAUUUGUUGGUAGGGAUGGCAAUCAAACCCAUGGUCGCGGGUAACCGACCGCCCCCGACCCAGUCAACGCGGGGAAUCCCCCUUUGAUCGGGUAUGGGGCGGGUAUGGGUAAAACCCGCAAAAAGUUUGAUGGGUAUGGGGCGGGUAUGGUUUUAGCCUCCCCCGCCCCAUACCCAUCCCCAUACCCACCCCACCAAGAUAAUUUCUUCAUAUAAAAAAAAUAUGUGCAUCAAAUUAUAAUCUAUCAAUGAUGAUAAGGAUAACUUGAGAAAAUAAAUAGUAGAAAUGCAAUUGAUUGACCACCUUAAUCAAAAUCUAAUUCAUUUCUCUGAAUUCUCAUUUCACUCUUUCACUUUCCCCCUUGUCAACAAGAUUAUGUUAGUUAAUUAUUAUUUAGUAGAUGUAUCAGAGUUAGAACAUAAUAAUUUGAAAAAUAUUAUACUCUAUAUUAUGUAUUAAUGGAUAUUUUAGGAUCAUAAUUUUUGAACGAUAUUAAAAAAAUGACCGUGUUUUAUUGACUUCAUGAUAUAAUACGUUCGUUUAGAAUUAUAAUUAGAACUUUUCUUGUACGUUUUAGGUAUAAUAAUGUUGGAUGUACGGGUAUGGGUAUUACCCAUGGGUACCCGAAACCCACGGGUAUGGGGAUGGGUUUGCAAAACAUUCCCCCGCAUGGGUAUGGGGCGGGUAUGGGUUUGGGUAUUUGAAGAUGGGUAUGGGGAUGGUUUAAGCAAACCCGCCCCAAACCCGCCCCAUUGCCAUCCCUAUUUGAUGGAUUGAAGUAUGGAAUAUGAAUAUUUAGAUGUUUAUGUUAUUUGUUGUAUUCAAAUCUCAAUAUAAAUGUUUCGAUGUUGGCGUUAAAUCUUAUAUUUAAAUAUAAUAUUUUUCAUUGUCUUUAGAAAUGUUCUAUUUCCCUACAUGUUUUUCCUAAAACGGCGUGAACUUAUUUAAACUAGGACAAUGUCACUUAAGACCAUCAACAACCAUGAAAUAGCCUACCUAUUUCAUUUGUGGCCCCUACUGCCACCUAUACACUUUUUACAAUUUCAUUCUUUAACAUCCAUUUCAUCUACAUCCAUGAAAUCUAUCUCCAAUUUCAUAUGGUGGGCCCGAUUCACAUAAACAAUAUAACUAAAUAAUUAUACACUCUAAUCAAUUGAAAUGGGCCCGCUUGCUACCCCACUUGUAAUUUCAUUUGCUAUUCCAUCUAAUGAAAUAUUUCAUUAUUGAAAUGGGUUGCUACAACCAUGAAAUGGCAAAUGACAUUGCCAUGUCACUUUGAAAGGAAGAAGAGACAGCUGAUGCCGCUGCUCUAUAUCAAACCGGCAUAUAACAAUACUAGCUGUUGGCCCGGCCUUUGGCCGGAAGUUUUGAUGAUUUCCCAUUUCCCCCCCUUUUUAUUUGAUCUGAUAUGCUUUUCUUUGUGUAAUUAAAUCCAAAAUUUCAGUCACUAACCCGAGUAUGGUUGUAAUACUCUAGUCUGUAGGGAAGAGAGGUUGAGUGGAUAGACAGAUCAAGUUAGACGUAUAUUGCAUUGAAGUUUUGGUUGAACUUGUGAUGGAUUUGAGAUAAUGUAAAGCAAGUCGAAAAUGCAAGUGAUGGACAGUAUAAUAAGCCUCUUCAUCCAAACCAGUGAUAUGUUACACUGUUGUUGGAUUUACUCUGCGAUUCCCUCAAGCAACCCCUUUUUUCCUUUGACAUUCUCAACCUUCGAUGCAUUACGUACCAACCAAAAGACAUGCUUGAGUAAGUGGAAUGAGGAUCAAUUAAGUACGAUGUACACGUUGUUUAAAUAACUUAUGGAUCUACUGUCAUCGUCACGACAUAAGAAAAUAUGAGCAGACUAUAUAAUUAGAGAAGAAACUUGGUCAUACUAAACUAAUACAUUUGGAGUUUGAAAAAUGGGAGAGUAAGAAACGAUAUGAUGGACAUGGAAUUUUCAGGUAGUAUAGUCAAACCUGAUGUCCCAUAUGUUUAAGGCUACUUAAAAAGCAAUCAGCAAAGGAAACCCAAUGUGGAAUGACUUAGUAGUAUAUGCAAUGCGUGUUUACCCAUGGGAACCAACAUCAACAUGCAUUCACUAACCACUUGCUCGGUUUAAGAGACAAUAUUGACAUAGCUCUAAACUGAAACAGAAUUUUACAUCAACCUAAAUCCUACUCUAUCAGUUCCUCCGUACCUUAGCCAAUCGAUCUAAACAGGCAAUAAGAUGAAUCAUAGGAGCAAUCCAAAUAGACACGUCAACAUAAGCGCACUCUAAAUUAGAGGUCGAAAGAAGAUAUCAACAUUUUUAGCGACAUGGGUACACAUAUCGAACUGAGCAAAACAAAGGGCUUAUUUAAAGCUUCCAGCCAAAAGGUCCAAAAUAUAUGAAUUGGAGAACGAAGAUGGCUAUGGUAGGACCACCCACCACUACACCUACUGCAAAUUAGUAUCAACAGUAGAAGAAGAUUGCUGCAGAUUUUGUGUAAUCGUCAGCAAAUAGAGACUGCAUGUCAUCUAUUAAUGUCACUUGAAUCAUACUUAUUGUGAUUUUGAAACAUCACUUGCCCUUCUGGGGGGGGGGGAGUGUAUUAUAAUUACAAUUGAAGAACAACAUUAAAACAAAGAUAAUUUUCAUCGGAAACAUAAUAACUCAUGAUAAACAUAAGAACAUGCAAUUUAGAACCGGAACUAUAUAUGCAUCUGUGACAGAGGAUUCAACCCGACCAAUUGGAUGAAGAGCAGAAACCAAAGCGAUUGAAAAACAAAAUUCAAAAGCAAACCGAUUGAGAGCAGAGACCCUUACGGCCUAUAGGACAACCGAUGAGAUUAAAGAGGGAAGAUGGUUUUGUUGAAGUUGAUACUGUCUGUUGCUCUGCAUGCUACUUUCUCAACUCCCUCAGAUCCGCUGACUCCAAUCGCCUCUUUUCGUCUCCCCGUAUCUGCCGACUCCAAUUUCAGUACGAUUCCCCUCCAUAACCUCAAGUCCCGACAGCGAAAUUUCUCAACAAUUCGUUAAUGCUGCUUUGGAAUGAAUCUCAAUCUAGUGGGAGAGACAUAAGGAGUCGGCACGAUUUGACAUGUUGAUCAGAGGGGAUUUAGUUCCGGGCGAUUAAACAUAUAUGACAGAUCGAGGUUGAAAUCGACAGUACAGACUGUCAAAUAAGAGCGCAUCAUUCGACUGGGCACCGUUGGCGGAUGAUUCACAGCGCUGAAGUCAGUAGUUGCAGGCUUGACGUGUACUCGCUGCGGCAGAGAUGAAAGUUUUGCAGAUCUGGAAGACGAACCGUUGCGGUGAAUGGUAAGGGAGAAGGGGUAUCGGAUGCUGGAAAGGAGGAUUUUUUAAAUAGAGAGAGGAUGGAGAGAGAGCGAGUAUGUGAUGACGUGGAAUCGUGAAUGGAAGUAAAAUUUGAAUCCCUGAAAGGCAGUUUGAGAAAACGCUUAUAGUAUUUUUUAGAUUUAGAGAAGAUAGAGACUUAUUAGUUACUAGCUUAUAACCCGACCCGUUGGUCGGAGGAGCUGCGCCGAAUAUUGAAUUAUUGGGAUAACCCGUAGAUUCAACCAUUAAGCUAAAUUGGCCUAAUGGUGAGUACCGCCUAGCAUAUCCCUAAUAAUCAUACCAAAGUGAAUAUAUUGGAACAUAAACAGUACAUCAGAAGUUGGUAGAACCAUGAAGUUAGACCAUUAAAAACAUACCAAUGAAAUUGAAUAGCAUCGAAAAACUUCAACUUCAUUAUAUAAUUACAUGAGAUCAGAAAGAGAACACCAUUAAUUUGCUUUAUAAAACUUUCAUCUUGUUGUCAUUGUGUUUUCCGGUUUUUGUUAGGCCAUGAUAAAAUCUAAGGAAAUCAAGAACGAACAACACGAUUUGGGAUAGGAACCGCCGUUAUCAUAUUCCUAGAAAAUGGUGGUAAACACGGACUCACCUGUCAAACUGGUUUGGAUUGAGAUUUUUAUCGGAUAUCAGGGAACCAUGUGAUUAUAAAUUAGACUUGAUCAAAACGGGCCAAAACUUAAAAUUCAGCCUGUUUGACCGACUCAUGCCAAAUUCUAAUUAUUCGUUACUUUUAAACUUUCUAUUUGAAAAUAAAAUAUAGUGAAAGAAAAGAGAUGACUGCAAUUCGCCAUUUGCACAUCACUUAUUCGAGAAUAAAACCAUAGAAAUUCAAAAGGAACUGAAAAUGUUUAGGAUCGUUUUAAUGUUUAAAAUAACCAAAUAGAUCUUUCUGUUUAGUUUUUUACUAGCAAAUACCAAACGAUUCCCUAUAAAUUACACUAUAAUUUGAUCAUUAUGAUAUCAAAUAAUUAUAUAAUAUAUUUGAAAUGAUAAAAAUUGGACUAAUUGGGUUGGUCGAGGUUGAACCAUUGAAUAACUUUAAAAUACAUUAUAUUUUAGCCACUAAGAUAUAAAAUAAUAGCAUGACAUAUAUUAUGCCAGAGAAAAUAGCUUGUUUUAUAAUGUCAAACCAAUGAUGUUCAUUUUUUUUAUUUGAUGGUCAAAUCCCGUGUAGGUCAGACCCAUUCAACUCUUUUAUUUUAUGGUUAGCGGUUAGCCCAUUAGAUACCAUGCAUUAGUUUAUUGUUAAAUUUUUUAUUUUUAGCAAUAAAAAGAAGUAUUGUUUUAGCCUUUUCAUAUAUAUUUUAUCACCACGGAGAAAUAAAAGGGUAUAAAGAAAAAAAUUGACACUCCUAGACCCAUUUAAAUCCGCAUGUGUACGGUAAGUUGGCCCGUUCCACAGAGAAAAGAGAAAAAAAUUGACACUCCCUAUUCUACCCUUCCUACAAACGCUCCUGGAGCAGGGAAUUUGAAAUGGGGGAAGUGUUUUUUCCACCCUGAUAUCAUAUAUUUUUAGUUUAAAAAGAUACAACAAAUGUACUUAGUGUGAUUGGUUAUGAUCCUUGCUUUUCUUUAAAAUAGUCAUGGUUCGAAUCCCGGUACGUAUCUUUUUAAUGAAUAAAAAAAAUUAAUUUUGAAGACCAAAAUGUCCUUCCUACUUUCACUCUCGUUGCAGGAAAUUUGAAAUGGGGCUCCCGUUUUUCCCUUCGGCGUAUUAUAAGUACUAGCUUGUAACCCGACCCGUUGGUCGGAGGAGCUGAGCCGAAUAUUGAAUUAUUGGGAUAACCCGUAGAUUCAACCAUUAAGCUAAAUUGGUCUAAUGGUGAGUACCGCCUAGCAUAUCCCUAAUAAUCAUACCAAAGUGAAUAUAUUGGAACAUAAACAGUACAUCAAAAGUUGGUACAACCAUGAAGUUAGACCAUUAAAAACAUACCAAUGAAAUUGAAUAGCAUCG
Linum trigynum is the source of this 10277-nucleotide messenger RNA. Lineage: Eukaryota; Viridiplantae; Streptophyta; Magnoliopsida; Malpighiales; Linaceae. The record is from the annotation of a GenBank genome assembly.